Botrytis sinoallii is the source of this 708-nucleotide messenger RNA. RefSeq lists its product as uncharacterized. Lineage: Eukaryota; Fungi; Ascomycota; Leotiomycetes; Helotiales; Sclerotiniaceae. The transcript is spliced from 5 exons. Bases 1 to 708 code for a protein of 235 amino acids. The record is from RefSeq and is a predicted model, not a curated record.
AUGAAAACAUUCAAGCUCUCAAUACUUGGUAUUUUCACCAUUGCAAGCUUUGUAGCUGCUCAGCUGGAGACGCCUGAGGAUUUUUGCAAGAGAACCGCUGGACCAACUUACGUCCCUAAAAAGGAUGCAAAUGGUGUCUUCCAAGGCGAAUGCGAAACCGCAGCUAUAAGCAUUUGUCUUGGAACAGAAUAUGCACAAUCUCAGACUGGUGCUACAACCUGCUGUCUGCCACCAAACACAGUUCAGUCUGCUAGUGGGAAGCAAGGUUGUUGCCCACCAGGCCAGAAUUUCAAAUGGGAUGGCACGUCCCCUUCCUGCGUCACACCUCCGCCACCUGCUCCCGCUAUAUCUUGCCCAGCUUCCAACAUGCAAGUUGUAAAUCGCAAUGGGCAAAACUUCAGAAUCUACUGCCAGCGUGCAGUGAUGGUAUACACACAUCCCUGGUUAACCACCACUUCGUAUGGAAUAUACCGAGCCAUCCAGGGCCCUGAGCUGAUGACGAAUGAUUUCGAGACUUGCCUACGAUUUUGCGCGGCGAAUGGGAAAUCUAAUGGCGCCAAUUUCUGGCCUGCACAAGGAUUGUGCUCUGUGGUUGACACGCCGCCUGGGAAUUUCUUUAAAGUGGGAAGUCGUUAUGAUGUACCACCUCCUCCAUACAAUGGACCGCAGAUUAUCUCCAUGGUAGCGAUACCCAAGCGUGCUUAUUAG